Molecule: messenger RNA, 258 nt
Organism: Perkinsus marinus ATCC 50983
Lineage: Eukaryota; Perkinsozoa; Perkinsida; Perkinsidae
Exons: 2
Coding region: 1-258 (85 amino acids)
Source: RefSeq, a predicted model, not a curated record
AUGGCGACCUCAAGAUACGCCUUCAGUUACACCUCCCUCACCGGGUUCUACGACUCUGAUUGCCCCGGUUCGGGUUCGGUCCAGAUAUAUAAACGGGAUUUGGGAGCCAACAGUGUUCCUCGUGAGGACUUCAUUCGAAUAUUCCGACAACUUCGAGAUGAAAGAUCUCCAUCAGACCUGGCCUGUCGUUCAGGAAGGAACUGUCGUGAGAUCAUUGAUGUCUACCUCUACACUAAAAGGGAGGAGGAGGAGGACUAG